GGAAUGAAAGCUACUGGCUAACUUAAAAACCCCUGGGCUUCACAGCUUUGAAGGCAUCCCAGAGUGAGACACAAUGUCAACAGCAGGAGUUUCUGCUCAGGAUAUUCGAGUCCCAUUAAAAACUGCAUUUCUGCAUAAUGGCCAGGCCUUGGGGACUAUGAAGACCUGCUGGGGCAGCCGCAGUGAGUUUGAAAAUAACUUUAUAAAUAUUGAUCCAAUAACCAUGGCCUACAGUCUGAACUCCCCCACUCAGGAGCACCUAACAACUCUCGGGUGUGCUUCUCGGUCUGCUCCGGUGAGUGGUCACUUCUUUGCAGAAUAUGGUCGGUCUCCAAAGUCAAGCUUGCCCCCUCUUAUCAUCCCCCCAAGUGACAGCUCUGGACAUCGAGAAGAGGAUCAGGUUGUGUGUGGUUUUAAGAAACUCUCAGUGAAUGGGAUCUGCACUUCCACACCUCCACUUACACCCAUCAAAAACUGCCCUUCCCCCUUUCCCUGUGCAGCCGUCUGUGAUCGGGGCUCUCGGCCGCUCCCACCAUUGCCCAUCUCUGAAGACCUGUCUCUGGAUGAGGCCGACUGUGAGGUAGAAUUUCUGACCAGCUCAGACACAGACUUCCUUCUAGAAGACUGUGCCCCUUCUGACUUCAAAUACGACGUUCCUGGUAGGCGAAGCUUCCGUGGGUGUGGACAGAUCAACUAUGCAUAUUUUGACACCCCAACUGUUUCUGUAGCAGAUCUCAGCUGUACAUCUGACCAGAACAGAGCUGUUCCAGAUCCAAACCCUCCCCCACCUCAAAGCCAUCGCAGAUUAAGGAGGUCUCACUCAGGACCAGCUGGCUCAUUUAACAAGCCAGCCAUCCGCAUAUCUAGCUACACACACAGGGCUUCUCCCAGCUCAGAUGAAGACAAGCCUGAGGUCCCUCCCAGGGUUCCUAUACCUCCUAGGCCAGCCAAGCCAGACUACAGAAGGUGGUCAGCAGAAGUGACCUCCAACACAUACAGUGAUGAAGACAGGCCUCCCAAAGUCCCCCCAAGAGAACCUUUGUCACGGAGUAACUCCCGUACCCCAAGUCCUAAAAGCCUUCCAUCUUACCUCAAUGGGGUCAUGCCCCCAACACAGAGCUUUGCCCCUGACCCCAAGUAUGUCAGCAGCAAAGCCCUGCAAAGACAGAGCAGCGAAGGGUCUGCCAGCAAGGUCCCCUGCAUCCUGCCCAUCAUUGAAAAUGGGAAGAAGGUUAGUUCAACACAUUAUUACCUACUACCUGAGAGACCGCCAUACCUAGACAAAUAUGAAAAGUAUUUUAGGGAAGCAGAAGAAGCAAACCCAAGCACCCAAAUCCAGCCAUUACCUGCUGCCUGUGGUGUGACCUCUGCCACAGAAAAGCUGGCCUCCAGGAUGAAAAUGGACGCGGGUGGUCACAUCAAGCGCAAACACUUAUCCUACGUGGUUUCUCCAUAACUAAGGGGUCAGGGUUCAGCAGAAGAAGUUACGUGGAGAGGAUGGCUCCCAAUUGAGUUUCGCAGAACAAUGUCAGGUUGCAGAAUGACGUUGGACUCUGUCUUGGGUGAGGUGCUGUUAGCUGGGAGCCCCUGACUUACCAGCGGAGGACGAAAGGAUAAUUUAAAGCUGUGUAGAGAGGAGGGAAGAAUGGAAAACUUUUACAUUUGACUACAUUAUAUACCUAUGUAUAAAUGUGCGGUGUAACCAUAGACCAUAGCUGCAGGAUAACCAAUUAGUCACUAUCUUAGAGUAAUACAUAUUCAGGGUACAUCAAGUCAGGCUGGAGAAGCAGCUCCUGGCUGAAAAUUGAGCAAUGGAAGAAAGCAGUAUUGUUAGAUCAAAUUAUAAAUUUGUUAAGUUCGAGGAUUCUUGGCAUUUGGGCCUGCUAUAUAGUUUGUGUGCCCACCCCACCCCUCCCCCACCCCCAGCAGUCGUCUCCAUACAGGACAGGGCAUGCUCUUCACCAGGCCUGUACCGUCUUGCUGAAACCAUUCUGUGGCCUAACUCUUCCAGCUCUAGGGUUUUGUCUUGUUGAGAAGGACAGCAGUUUCUGGACCAUGUUAUGACCUGUGUACGUCUCAUAUCUUGAAAAUUGACAGAAUUGGUGAAUAACUUCCACACUGUUCCUGCUUUUCCCCCGUCCAUUGAAAUGGCCUGUCAUAGCAAGAGGCUUUCAGGAAAGUAUGGUGGAGUCGUACCAGCCAUCAGUGUCGGGGACGAGAGUUUUAUAGAUUAAUGCAGCAAUUAGCUGUGUGAUAGAGAGUUCCUGUGAGGAGGUAUGGUAUGUUGUUUGUUUUUUUGUUUUUUAGACUUAAUAAACAAGUACAACACAAGCUGGCCUUGUGUUGCUGGUUCCUGUUCAGUAUUUCCUGGGGAUUGCUUUUUAAGUGAAACACUUCUGACCAAUAGCACAGAAUGUCUUAAUGCCAGAGGUCACUUCAGCAUCUUCCUGCUUUGAAAACUCAUGGCUGGCUGCUUCACUGCCCUGAGACUCAGUGAGACACGUAGCUUUGCUCAGCUUUUUCCAUCCUCUGAUGCGUUUAUCUUGUACAGAUGCGCACAAAGAGAAGGUGCUUGCUAGCAGAGGGCAAUGCUGCGAUGUCCCCGUGAGCUGUGGAGUUGAAACUGCUGAGUGACAUUAUUUGAGCUGUUUACAGCUUACUGUAUGUUAGUGUGAACUAAAUGAAGGUUAAAACAUGCUUUAGAAAAAUGCACUGAGCUCUGCACUGUGUGUACAGUAUUGGACAAAGGAUUUAUUCAUUUUGUUGCAUUAUUUUGAAUAUUGUCUUUUCAUUUUAAUAAAGUUAUAUUACUUAUUUAUGACACCGUUAA
Cricetulus griseus (Chinese hamster) is the source of this 2830-nucleotide messenger RNA. NCBI's taxonomy places the organism in Eukaryota, Metazoa, Chordata, Mammalia, Rodentia, Cricetidae. The record is from RefSeq and is a predicted model, not a curated record.